Molecule: messenger RNA, 1905 nt
Organism: Suillus clintonianus
Lineage: Eukaryota; Fungi; Basidiomycota; Agaricomycetes; Boletales; Suillaceae
Exons: 4
Coding region: 200-1705 (501 amino acids)
Source: RefSeq, a predicted model, not a curated record
CCUAGUCUCUGCCUCUUCCUCAGGCUUUAGGCUUGGACCAAGCACCAGCCAUGCCAACGCUUUUACGUUGACUGUUGUGAACUUGUGAACAGUCCGUAAAUCUACGCCGCUACACGUGACGUCACUAGGUAUGUUUUGUCAAACAAACCGCCGUGAAUUUUGUGAAGAGACUCAUAAGCGAAUGUACUAAUCUAAUAUAAUGGCUUCUUCCGCAAGUCCUAGCAUAUAUAACGGGCAUUUCGUCGUCCUUUCAUCCUUCAGUUCUUUCCUUCUCUCCUCACUUCUCUCACCCCCGCAUCCUAUUCCACUUUCUUUUUCAAAGUCGUUCUUUAUCAUGAGGUUAUCAUCUUUUGCUGUCCCCGUCCUCUCUGCAUCGACCGCGUUCGCUCUUUCUAAGAAUCCGCCUCCUUGGAGACGCGCCCUUGUGCACGAUGUCUGCGGUUCUCUCAAGUCUGACCUGAUUCUCAACGAGAUAAUCGACAGCCAAGGCAGAGCAACCGUCGCAGGCCACAUCGAAGCUUGCCUCUGCCUCUCGGAUGUUGUCAAGUUCGUGGAAUCAAACGUCGCUGCACAGGCAGCUGUGAAGCUCCUCGGCAACCACGGCAAGGUCGAGGCCUUGAUCUCGGGCAUGGUCAAAGGCCUUUCGACGGGCUCGCACUGCUCUUACCCUGAUCACGCCCGUGCUCUUUGCACGGACUCCAACCCAUGCGAUUUUGAAUGCAUCGACGGUUACUUAGCCUUCCCUCCCGAGAAGCCCACUUCUUGCAAAUGUCCUGAUCACCUCAUGGAGUGCAAUGGCAAGUGCGGUCAUUUCAAGGAGUGCCCCAGUGAGGCACCUCUGUCCCGUCGUAAUAGCGAGCCCCAGUGCGCCGCUGGCCGCACCAUGUGUGGCAUCCCUGGUACCACUACUGGUCAACCCUGGAAGUGUGUUGAUGUUAAAACUGAUACCACCACUUGUGGUGGAUGUCUUAAGGCAGCUCCUUUCGGAAAAGCACCCGUCACCGGCGAGAACUGCAAGGACAUCAAGGGCGUUAUUCAUGAAACCGUUACUUGUGGCAACGGCCGCUGCAUUGUGAAAGACUGCGCUGAGGGCUUCUUCGUUGCUCCUGCUAUGGAUACGUGCAUUCCUAUACCCAAAUCUGCUACGGCUGGCUCUAAGCAACAAAGCGAAGCUACUAUUCCUGGUUCUAGUGGUUCAACUGGAAGCACUGAAGGUCUCAAGGUUUCUCGCGACAAGCUUACUGCAGCGUUGAAGCACGGUGCGGGUAUCGCUAUCGCUCCCCUUGGCGAUCCAGUCAGUGGUUUAAAGACUCCUCGUGAUGUUACCGGCGGUAUCCAGAAUGGCGCUGCCGUCGUCGUUAAGCCACUUCUCGGAGCGACUGAGGGUCUCGCUGCCGGUGGUUCCGCAGGCCCCGCGGGUGUUCUCGCUGGUGUUGUACAGGGCGCCAAGGUAGUCUCUCCAGUUGCAGGUGCAGUAGAGGCCACGUCCGCUGGCUUCAAAGUGACUCGUGAUGUCGCUGGCGGACUGCCUCGCGGUGCCGGCGUUGCGCCUAUUGUCGGUGCUGCUAAGAGUCCCGCUGCUGGCCCAUUCGCUGGCAUCCAUGGGAUCCGUGGUGUUGAGGGGGGCUUGAUACAUGGCAUUGGUGCUAGCGCCAAAGAUAAUAAGGCUGUGGCUGGUACGACGGCUGCUGUUCAUGCGGCUUAAUUUGCUUUACGCUUUCUUUUGUCGGUUUCCCACUCCACGCCUAUGAUAAUAGCUUUAUAGUGACGCCUACGAGUACUUGACAGAUAAUCGAGAGUUUUCUUGCGCCGCAUUGCGGAUUUGUUCCGAUCCCAGCGGGUGACGUCAGAUUAUCCAUUGACGUCACGGGUUGAACAGGACGUGUGUAUGGUGGCUCACAAAAC